Messenger RNA from Diospyros lotus (date-plum), 2537 nucleotides. RefSeq lists its product as uncharacterized. The coding region runs from base 415 to 2139 and encodes 574 amino acids. Lineage: Eukaryota; Viridiplantae; Streptophyta; Magnoliopsida; Ericales; Ebenaceae. The transcript has 6 exons. The record is from RefSeq and is a predicted model, not a curated record.
GAGUAUGGUUGUUUCUGGUUCAAAUUUUGAAAAUGGCGUGCUGAAUGGGGCCGGGCCGGUUAUGUGGUGUAGGCCCAACUGAAAUCGAAUCCAAUAAAUAAAUAGGCUAUGGUUCUAGUUGUUGUAGUAGUAUUAGUAGUAGUGGUAGUAGUAAUGUGAGUCAGUAGAUCUGUCCCUUUCCUCUUCAAACACGCAGAGACAGUCUCCUAUAUAUCAUCUCGCUUUGCUGAAAAGCAACACUUCUUUCACUCCCACCUUUCUCCCUUUCAAAAUGCCUAUCAGAUCUCAUCGAUUCUCGUUGAAUCCAGGCAAUGCCCUCGCGUCUGGAUCUGGAAUUGGGCCGAUUUUAGGUUAGGUUGAUGGUGUGAAGAAAUUCUCCGCUUUUUCAAGCAAUUUGUGGCUGUGGGGGCUAAGAUGGGGUCGAGCAGUAGCAAGACCAAUGCUGCCGAGUCAUCGUCGUCUUCCCCGUCGUCGUCGUCGUCUUCCAGUGCCCGCAGGAGCCGAUCCAAAGGAAGCCGAGCCUUCCAAUCGUCGUGUCUCGGCCCGCCGCCUGCAUCUCACGACAGCGACAAUGACGACCAGGUUUCUGGUCAUCAGAGUAAAAGACACGAUUGCAAUAGCCCAAGCGCAAACGAGAUUAAAUCAGACUUGGAUCAAGUAAAAGCUAAAUGUUAUAAAAAAGUUAUAGCUGAGCGGGCCGAUGAAACAGCCUGUAUAUCUUCUAACCCUGAGCUUGAUGAUUGGGGUCAAUCAAAUCUCAGGGAUACUGUUUCUGGGGCUGGUAGUAGUUCUUCCCGAGCUAUCUCUUCUAGAUCAUUGAGUGCUUCAAGUCGCUUUCUUUCCCGCUUUAGCUUGUGCCCAGGUAAUGCAAGCUUUGGGCUGAGUAGAGCAACAAGUUUGGGGUCAUCAGAAGCUUAUCGUGUAUCAUCAACAAGGUUCACAGCUUCAAAUGAACAGGAAGAACUACAAACAUGUUGUGCCCAUGGAUUUUUUAAUAGAAAUGAAACUUCUCGAGGUCGAGGCUUACUUCCUUCAUGCCUUGUGAAUAGAUCUCCCACACAACAACAUUAUGGAGAUUUUGCUUCUGGUAAUUUAGGGUCAAAUCCUACAACUACUGGAAUUUCUGAUUGUUUGCAAGAUGAUCAAGGUAGUUCUGCUCUAAAUGUGGGCAAUCCUAGAGGUGAGUUCAAUUUAAAUUUGCAUUCUCCGGUUAUCCAUAGUGACAUAGACAACAUGGAGGCUAGACAUCCUGAUAGGCGGAUUGGAGCUCGAGAACCUGUGGAACGUAAUGUUCGUUUUAGUAGAACCCUAAGUGUUGGAAGACUUCGUGAUCGAGUUCUUCGCAGAUCAUCAUUUCCUGGUAUAACAGCUCCUUUGCAACAAGCAAGGGAAGUAAUAGAUGCCAGUCAUCAUGGUGGUUCACAGGCUUUGGGCAGUGGAGCAGGGGCAUUGACAUCAAAUGAGACUUCUUUGAUCUCUUCUACUUCUGCUUAUGCUUCAUCUGGUAUGUCUAGCUCCUUGUACACUGGUGAAGAUUAUGAAGUGGAAAACUCACGUGCAAGAGAAGCCAGGUAUCAUGAUCUCUUGGAGCAUAGAUCAAAUUUCCUUGAACGCAGAAGAAGAAUAAGAUCGCAGGUCCGUGCUCUUCAGCGGAUGGGCAACCGUUUUGAGAACCUGUCUGGUCAUGAGAGAUCUUGUAUCAUAUCUGGUCAACAUCGAACAGGUCAUUGCACAUGUCGUAUUAGUAAUCGAGAUGUUAAUUCAAGUGAUGAUGCUAGUGCUAGGGCUAGCAUAUCAAGAAUCGUUAUGUUGGCUGAAGCUUUGUUUGAGCAAUCUGUUGUCUUAUCUUCUCGACCUUCUGUGUCGUCGAUUGGUUCUGUUCCUGCACCUAAUGAAGUUGUGGAAUCCUUGCCUGUGAUAUCAUAUAGUAAAUUGCAAAAGCAUCUGAAUGAGGAAGCUGCGCAAUGUUAUAUAUGCCUAGUAGAGUACGAGGAAGGAGAUAGUUUGAGGAUGCUACCUUGUCACCAUGAAUUUCAUAGAACAUGCAUAGAUAAAUGGCUCAAGGAGAUUCACAGGGUAUGCCCGCUUUGUCGAGGGGAUAUCUGCAGCAGACCUGAACCGGUGCCAUUGGAGAAUUAAAGCAGGCUAAUUUGGGCUGGCGUUGGUUCCUCGUUGACCAUCAAAUCAGUAGGAAUUCGAGUGCUUCUCCAACCCCAACUGAGGGGAAAAGAAAUAAGAAUUUACAAGAAGGGUCUCUUUCUGCUGGUAUUACUCUCAUUGCCUCGGUUCAAUUUUUUGGUUGCUUAUUGUAGGACACACUAUAUACGGGCGGAAAUGGGCCGAACUGUUCAUGUCAUGCCUUUUCUCUACUGCCGGAAUCGCGAGAGAGAGAGAGAGAGAUUGUUUUGGUUUGGAGAAGCAAAUGGUUGGGGGAAGGCCUGCUUUGUAGAUCGGAAUUCCUGUUUGGCCAAGAAUACAUGCAUAUGGUGUUUGAUAUAAUUUGUCUUCUUAAUGCAUAUGGUCUUUUAUUUUCCACA